AUAUCUAAAUAUUUAUUUUAUUAAAAGAAAAUAUUUUUAUUUUUUGAAUUUGUGACAAUUUUGACAGGAAAUGCGAUUGCGCAUCCAUAACUUCCGAUUUGAAAAAACGUUUGUUUUUCCGUUUAUACACAAAUAUAAAUACUACGAAAAAGUCUAGCGGUAAAUACGUCUAAAAUUUUGUUAAUUACUUCAAUUAUUCCUUAAUUUUAAUCGUGAAUUAAUGUUAAUAAGUUAUAUAUUUCGAGUGUAUUAUUAGUAUUUUGUUUACGCAUCAUUAAAUAUGGCUGAAAAAUUAGAAGAUCUUAAUCUUCCAAAUGCAGUUGUAACGAGAAUUAUUAAAGAAGCAUUACCAGAUGGAAUUUCAGUUGGAAAAGAUGCUCGUCUUGCUGUUGCAAAAGCUUCUUCAAUAUUUAUACUUUAUUUAACUUCAACUGCAAAUUCAAUAGCAAAAAAACAUAAUCGCAAAACAAUAAGUGGAUCGGAUGUUAUUCAAGCAAUUGAAGAUAUUGAAUUUGAUCAAUUUAAAUCACCAUUAAAUGAGGCCUUAGAAAAUUUUAAAAAAACACAAAAAGAAAAAAAAGAUGCUUCAGCUAAAAAGAAACAACAAAAACAAGAUGAAGAUGGUACUGGUGAAAUACAAGAAGAUGAAUAGGAUUAAAAAAGAAAAUAGAAAUUUAAAUUAUAUACUCAUAUUUUGACGUUUACCAAAAAAAAAACAACUAUUUUUCUACACGAAAACGUCAUGAAAUUUGAAAUCUAUUUUUUCUCUAAACUUUAUUUUAACAAUUUAAUUUACAUAUAUAUAUAUUUAUAUAUAUAUUUAAAGUUAAGAAAUGUGAACAAACUAAUAUUUGACGUGCAGGAAACACUGUCAAAAAAAAAUAAA
Molecule: messenger RNA, 886 nt
Organism: Leptopilina boulardi
Lineage: Eukaryota; Metazoa; Arthropoda; Insecta; Hymenoptera; Figitidae
Gene: Chrac-14
Product: DNA polymerase epsilon subunit 3-like
Exons: 2
Coding region: 281-652 (123 amino acids)
Biological process (GO): heterochromatin formation; leading strand elongation; DNA damage response
Cellular component (GO): epsilon DNA polymerase complex; CHRAC
Molecular function (GO): protein heterodimerization activity; chromatin DNA binding
Source: RefSeq, a predicted model, not a curated record